Messenger RNA from Dovyalis caffra, 2613 nucleotides. The record is from the annotation of a GenBank genome assembly. Lineage: Eukaryota; Viridiplantae; Streptophyta; Magnoliopsida; Malpighiales; Salicaceae.
AUGGCUGUUCGUGCACCUCCAAAGGCAAUUCCCAAUAAUUUCAACGAUGAUGAUGAUGAUGGGCCCAUAGUUUUCAAGAGGGGUGGUAACUCAACCUCUAAGCAGAUUCAAUCAAACUCUGAAGCAAAGAAACCUUCUUCAUCUUCUCAGAAUUCCAAUGGUGAAAGCCUGAAUGCCCAGAAGGGUAAAUUGCCGAUCCCAUCUUCCAAUGCAUCCCCUGUGAAAUCUCCUAUAGGGAGCCCAAAAGCAUCAGUUUCAUCUGCCAAGGCAUCCCAGUUGAGGUCACCUAAAGAGUUGACUUCUUCAAUUGAUCAGUCGAAGCUGGCAUCUAAACAGGUUGUCUCAAAUGCUGUUAAGGAGGAGACCAAACCGAUUGUGGAUGAUGAGGAUUCUGAGGAUGAUAGGCCCUUGAGUUCUAGACUUAAGGGGAGCGCAAACAAUGCCAAUAAAGGGGUUACUGCACCUGCUCGUGUCAAGGAUGAAUGUUCAGAUGAUGAUGAAGUCCCUUUAUCCUCGAGGUUUGCAACAAAGUCAAAUGCAGGGACAUCAAGUAGUAAGACUAUCAGUUCUACUGAGAAGAAAUCAUUGGCUUCUAAGCUUCAGCUAAAUGGUUCUACUACAAAGGACAAGCAACAGAAAUCAUCUGUGGUGCCAACUAAGAGACCUAUGGAUAAUAAGGUUUCUUCGAACCAGUCUUCUGCUAAAAAACCAAAACUUUCAGAUGCAUCUACAACAACAAAAGUUAAGCAAGUUACUGUAAAGGUUGAGCAGAAGGCAGAUGAUGAUGACCACCUUACAAUUUCCCAGAGAAUGAAGAAGACAGGUUCCUCAGCUAACAAAUCACUGUUUGCAAAGAAAAAGGUAACAAACGCUGUUUCUUCCGCAUUGAAGAAGACGACUAAGAACAAGAAACAAAUGAAAAAUUCAAAAUAUUCCAAGUCAACAAAAGUACAGCCGGGCUCCAGUGAUGGCCAGAAAAAAUGGACUACCUUGGUUCACAAUGGUGUCAUCUUCCCACCUCCAUACAACCCUCAUGGGGUUAAGAUUCUUUACAAGGGGAAACCAGUUGAUUUGACUCCUGAGCAAGAGGAGGUUGCAACCAUGUUUGCAGUGAUGAAAGAUACAGACUAUGUUCAAAAACCACAGUUCCUUCAAAACUUUUGGAAUGAUUGGCGUAAAUUACUAGGGAAAAAUCAUGUAAUACAGAAGCUAGAAGACUGUGAUUUCAACCCUAUAUAUGAAUGGCAUCAGCAAGAAAAGGAGAAGAAGAAACAAAUGAGUACUGAAGAGAAGAAGGCCUUGAAAGAAGAGAAAUUGAAGCAAGAGGAGAAGUAUAUGUGGGCCAUUGUUAAUGGUGUUAAAGAGAAGGUUGGGAAUUUCAGAGUCGAGCCACCGGGUCUAUUUCGAGGACGAGGAGAGCAUCCAAAGAUGGGGAAGCUGAAAAGCCGUAUUCGUCCCAGUGACAUUACUAUAAAUAUUGGGAAGGACACCCCGAUCCCAGAAUGUCCUAUUCCUGGUGAAAGGUGGAAAGAAGUGAAGCACGAUAAUACUGUUACAUGGUUGGCAUUCUGGAAUGAUCCAAUCAAUCCGAAAGAAUUCAAAUAUGUAUUCUUGGCUGCCAGCAGUUCCUUGAAGGGACAAAGUGACAAGGAGAAAUACGAGAAGGCAAGGAAGUUGAAGGACUAUAUACACAACAUCAGAGCAGCUUACACAAAGGAAUUUGCAAGUAAAGAUAUUACAAAGCGGCAAAUAGCAGUGGCGACCUAUCUUAUUGAUAAGUUAGCUCUUAGGGCGGGUAAUGAGAAGGAUGAUGAUGAAGCUGAUACUGUUGGUUGCUGUACAUUAAAAGUAGCAAAUGUUGAGUGUAUCCCUCCGAAUAAAUUGAAGUUUGACUUCCUUGGUAAAGAUUCAAUUAGAUAUGAAAACACAGUCGAGGUUGAGCUUCCUGUGUACAAGGCAAUUGGACAUUUUCAAGUUGGAAAAAAGCCAACCGAUGAUCUUUUUGACUCACUUGAUACAUCUAAACUAAAUGCUCACCUAAAAGAACUCAUGCCUGGCCUCACAGCAAAAGUUUUUCGUACAUACAAUGCAUCAAUCACAUUGGAUGAAAAGUUAUAUGAGGAAACAGAAGAUGGUGAUGUUGCUGAAAAAAUUGUCAUUUAUAACCAAGCAAACAAACAGGUUGCAAUCAUUUGUAAUCAUCAACGUACUAUUUCAAAAUCUCAUGAUGCACAAAUGUCAAGAUUGACUGAGAAAAUUGAGGAACUUAAGGGGACACUGAAGGAGUUGAAAACGGAUCUGGACAGGGCCAAAAAGGGGAAGCCCCCAUUGAAGGAUGCAGAUGGAAAGCAAAAGAGGAACUUGACUCCUGAAGCCAUAGAGAAGAAGAUAGCAGCAGCCAAUCAAAAGAUUGAGAAAAUGGAAAUGGCCAUGAAGACCAAAGAGGAUCUGAAAACGGUGGCAUUGGGCACAUCCAAAAUCAAUUACCUUGAUCCUAGGAUUACAGUUGCAUGGUGCAAGCGUCAUGAGGUUCCUAUUGAGAAGAUAUUCAACAAGUCUCUCUUAGCGAAGUUUACUUGGGCGAUGGAUGUUGACCCCCAAUUCAGAUUCUGA